AUGGAAUUAUAUAAAGAAGAAUUUGAAGCUUAAGAAAGAAGAAAGUAAAGGGAAGAAUAUGAAAAAAAAGAAAAUACUAAAAUGGAAUUAUAAUAAGCCGAAAGAGACCAUAAAUUAGAUAAGGAAAGAUAAAUUUAAGAAGAAAAAAGAAUGGAAUAAGAGCUUAGAAAAAAAUGA
Ichthyophthirius multifiliis is the source of this 177-nucleotide messenger RNA. RefSeq lists its product as hypothetical. The transcript has a single exon. The record is from RefSeq and is a predicted model, not a curated record. Lineage: Eukaryota; Ciliophora; Oligohymenophorea; Hymenostomatida.